Messenger RNA from Ceutorhynchus assimilis (cabbage seed weevil), 2191 nucleotides. The record is from the annotation of a GenBank genome assembly. Lineage: Eukaryota; Metazoa; Arthropoda; Insecta; Coleoptera; Curculionidae.
GGAACUUUUUAAAUUUUUUAGGUUCGGUAGGUUGAAAGGUUUGUCCUUUUACUAAUUAUAUCAAAUCUAGUUUAUCGCAUACAUUUCAAUUAAUCAUGUCGGAAAAGGAUCAAAAGGAAAAACCUCCCGAGUUGGUGUCGAAUUUGGAGCGGGAAUUGGCACAGAACGCCACAGCGGAAUUCAAAAAGAAAAACUACUCGUCGUGCCUUCAAAGCAUCAGCAAACUUGAAACCAGCCGACCAAACGAUUUUAAAGUUGUCCAUAAUAAGGCUGUGGCAGAAUAUUUUAAGAGUGGCCUGAAAAAGACUGAUCAGUUUGAGAGAAAUAUGCUGGAUAUAUGCAAUCAGUUUCAUAUAAAAGUUGAAAAGCUGGAAGAAAUCGACUAUUGCAUAGCACUAUUCAAUCAGGUUGUCGUUCUAUUCCACCAGAAACAGUACAAUGCAGCGCAAAAUAUGAUGGAUACGGUUUAUAAAUUUAUUGAACCGAUGGAGGAAAGUUUGGUGAAACAAGUGAGCCUGUUAGCCAUUGAGUUGCAGUUGUGCCUUAGAAGACCAGAAAAAGCACUGAGACUAAUCAGUUACCUUGAAAAUAAUUUAAUGUACGGCGGAAGUAUACCAUUGAAAAAACUUGAUAAACUUGGCGGAAAAGAGAAAAAGUUGCCUCUACCAAAACCCAAGCCCAUUUCUGAAGAUUUUCAAAAAAAACUGUCCAAGUAUAAAGUUAGAUGCUAUUUACUAAACCGUUCUUUAACCCUUGCAUCUAAGGAGCUUUCAGUUAUUUUCAAAGACAAAACAAAAAUCGAACUAGUAUUUUUAGCAGCUAAUGUGAAGUACCUUGAAGGCAAUAUAAAUGAAUCGUUAAAAAUUUUAUCAUCAAUACCAGAAGACACACUGAAUAAUUAUCAUGAAUAUGGAGAAUCUUUCAAAAUAAUGCUCAACAAUAAUAUGGGAAUUCUGCACCAUGCCCUAGGAAAACACCAUUUGGCUUGUCACUAUUUUCAGACGGCUCUUAAAGAGGAUAUAAGUAUAUGCCAGGCUAUGCAAAAACAAAAAAGCAAUGAAAAACCAUUAUAUACAUUAGGAGGCUCUAAAUAUCAUGAACUGAUGUACAAUCUUGGUAUAGCUUUGUUGUAUGCAGGCAGACCAGCACAAGCUUUCGAUGCUCUGAUUAUUUGUGUCAGACGUUAUCAUAGAAAUUCAAGAUUAUGGCUCAGGAUUGCUGAGUGUUGUAUUGCAGUGCAUAAAGAGAGCAACGAGGAGGAUUUUGAUUUACUAAAGAAACAGAAGGAACUUAUCUCGGAAGUGAUUGGGACUGGAGAGCAGCGAAUGAUUGUUUUAACCAGCAAUUUGUCCAAGGAUAAAAAGUAUAAUGCCGAAAGUCUAUCGUACGCCAUACCUGUUCCGACUCUCGAAUUUGCUUCUCUCUGUUUGCGCAACGCCAAACUGUUGAUUCCUACCGACAACGCUGCGGAAACCCUUCCGGAGCCGCUGUUUGUGCUGCCAGGACUUACGCCAUUGCCACCCCCGAGUCCCGGUUUGUCGCCGUCCAGCCCACCCGGUUCCCACGGGAUACAGACACUCAAAAACGGUAUUUUGGUAGCCUCAGCCUAUGUAUUUUUGUGUUUGGGCGACUUCGUAACGUCCCUAAAGCAUUCCAAGGAAUUAUUGGCUCAAGAACAAUUGUGUGGUGUUCAUAAACUUUUAGCCCACUUAUACGCCGCAGAAUGUUUGAUAUUAUCAGGCAACCUCAACGAGGCCUUAGAGCAUCUAGAUCCGGAAACAGUUGAUAAUAUAUCCUUUAAUAUUCCACCAUCGUCACCAGCAGAUUUGAAAACAAAUCCUCCACCAAAAUGGUUCCCAAACAACCUUGAGAGCGCUCAUAUGGUGUUGCGAUACAACCUAGCUGUUGCCAUGACGAUUCGAGGGCAGCUGGAUCAGGCAGGCCAAUUGCUGAAACAAAUCUGGCAACAGCGUACGGCCACGUGUCAGGUACCUGGGCACAUUAUAAUGCUGGUCAUCUAUAUCGAAUUACAAUUGGGGCACGCGGAAAUCGCCCGAAAUCUUUUGAGACAGUACGCUAUCCAUGGUCGAAUAUCCAGAUGAGCAACAGAAAGUAUUUUUCAAGUUUAUGUUUAUUCCUUUUCCAUUAUUUUUAUAUAAACAGUUUUAUUUAAUAUAAUUUUUGUUUUAUA